AUGGGGUACAUGCUGAUUGGGGAAGACCUUUAUAAGAAAGGGAAAGAUGACUUGUUGCUCAAGUGUGUCAGCUUGAAUGAGGCAACGUUGGUCAUGGCCGAAGUUCACGAGGGCAUUUACGGAGCGCACCAGGCUGGGCCAAACAUGAGAUGGUUGAUCCGACGUCAUGGGUAUUAUUGGCCAACCAUGACUACUGACUGCAUCAAAUACGCUAAGGGGUAUUGGGCGUGUCAGACUCAUGGGCCAGUGCAGCGGUUGCUAGCGAUAGAAUUCAACCCUAUGGUUAAGCCGUGGCCAUUUAGGGGUUGGGCAAUGGACCUCAUAGGGAAGAUUACCCCGCCUGCAACGCGGGGGCAUUGCUUCAUUAUUGUGGCCACGGACUAUUUCACCAAGUGGGUUGAGGCCGUGCCAAUGAAGGGCUUCAGUCAGGCCGAAGUCAUCCAAUUCCUCAAAGGCCACAUCAUUCACAGGUUUGGGCUACCAGAGACCGUUACGUGCUAUAACGGAAGCAUUUUUGUUGGGGAUGAGGUGGUGCCGUUUACAGCGGAGUUAGGGAUAAUGUUCACCCAUUCCACCCCAUAUUACGCACAAGGCAACGGUCAGGCCGAGGCAAGUAAUAAGAUUCUCAAGGGGUGUUUAGCCAAGGUUGUGGAUGAUAACCCACGAAGAUGGGCAGAUUUACUUUAUGAGGUUUUGUGGGCAUUCAGGACGUCACAGCGGACUAGUACGACCACUAUGCCUUUUGCGUUGACAUACGAUCAUGACAUAGUGCUACCUAUUGAGGUUAGCGUAAGGUCAGUGAGGGUAGCAUUCCAACAGGGACUCACGCCAACGGCCUACAACUAG
This is a messenger RNA of Telopea speciosissima, 846 nucleotides long. RefSeq lists its product as uncharacterized. Lineage: Eukaryota; Viridiplantae; Streptophyta; Magnoliopsida; Proteales; Proteaceae. Gene Ontology annotation, biological process: DNA integration. The record is from RefSeq and is a predicted model, not a curated record. Bases 1 to 846 code for a protein of 281 amino acids. Gene Ontology annotation, molecular function: nucleic acid binding. The transcript has a single exon.